CGGAAAUUUUCCCCACUCUAAAUUCUCGGGAAAAUUUUGCCAUUACGAUCUUUGUCUCUUCUCUCUCUCUCUCUCUCUCUCUCGCAAUUAACGCCAAUACCAGGAGAAGAACUUCGAUCCCCUUUCUCGUGGUAUUUCACUUUGGAUCUUGGGUUUUCCCCGGAUCGAUCUGAUAGGGGGCUUUUUUUUCACGGUAGGUGGAUUCUUUAGGGAUUCGUUUGUUUGUUUGAUCGAUCGGCAGCUGAGAUGGACGAGUUCGGUGUUCUUACGGAGCGUUAUGGGCUAAAGCCUCAGGGAAAAUCCGCACCGAUGUCUUCGUCGAAGCGAUCGGUGAAUCCUAACAAUGCUCAGAGCUGGCAUUUUGGUUCAAGCGCGGGUGUAGAUGCUAAACCUACCUCGUACGCUUCUGAUAGAUCUUGGAACACGGGAUCUGGUGAUAGGUCGUUGUUUGACGGCGACGACAUUUUCUUUAAAUCGAGUUCCAUUGAUAGGAAAGGCAUAGAUUCUGGUGGGUUUGACGAUUUAGGGUAUUUUGGUGGUUUGAACCAGUUGUCAUCCAAUAAAUCGGGUAAUAGUGAGUCUUCUUUCGGUGGUGAUGACUUGAUGUUCUCCAAUCUGGGGAAUUUGGGAACGAAAACCACCUCUUCAAUGGAUAGUUAUGAUGUAGAUGAUAUAUUUGGGGGUAUGACGAGGUCCAAGAGCUCCCCUACCGUUGAUAGUGAUGAUGUAUUUGGAUCAUUCUCUUCGUCGGCGAAGCAAAAUGGCUCUGUCGAUGAUUUGUUGGGUGAUUUUAGCCAAUUUGGUACCAAAUCAAAGAGCUGGAACCAGAACAGUUCAAGUGACGUGGGGAAGAAUGCAGCCGAUUUUGAUGAAUUGAUCCCUGGUUUCGGUGGAAAUGCUCAAUCAAGUAGUGGGACUGCUAAAUCAACUUCUUCUGUAGACGACCCUUUUGUUGUUCUUGAAUCGAGUUCAGCUUCGGGGCAUUCUUCUUCGGGUGUGUUUGUGGAUCCACUGGAAGAGUUUGCGAAUUCAUUCAGUUCUAAGGGGACAAAGCCUUCAAAUUCUUCACAAACUUCAACAAAGCUCAGGCCUCCACCGAAACCAGCACAGAAAGUACAUGAAG
This is a messenger RNA of Tarenaya hassleriana, 1123 nucleotides long. RefSeq names its product auxilin-related protein 2-like. The annotation marks the transcript as partial. Lineage: Eukaryota; Viridiplantae; Streptophyta; Magnoliopsida; Brassicales; Cleomaceae. The transcript is spliced from 2 exons. The record is from RefSeq and is a predicted model, not a curated record.